Molecule: messenger RNA, 1756 nt
Organism: Papilio polytes (common Mormon)
Lineage: Eukaryota; Metazoa; Arthropoda; Insecta; Lepidoptera; Papilionidae
Exons: 2
Coding region: 453-1067 (204 amino acids)
Source: RefSeq, a predicted model, not a curated record
UGUAGAUGUGUCAAACGAAGUUAAUUAACUAAAUCGAAGUCCAGUGUUAAUAACAAUCUAAGUGUAGUAAAAUAACUUUUUAUUUUUUGUGAAACAAAACCAAAUCUACUACUCCGACGUCGUACAUCUGUUACUUAUAUAAACAAAAACAACAAGCACGUAAUCUGUGAGUAAACAUCAACUUUUUUCUCCACUACCCUACGUUAACAUCGAUCUUCGCUGACUUACAAAAAGACCAAUACAGUGUUUGAGAACAACAACAUUCUACUGAUAUAACUAUGCUACCGCAUUUUACAACUCGAUACAAUUAGAAGUAAAAGCAAUAUUUUUCGGUACAAUCUGGGCCUUUAGGACACAAGGUUUGCGUACAGAGAUAAAAAGUAAAAAUUAGAAAAUAAUAAUAAUAAUAUAAAUAUUUAUACAUUCAUACAAGUUUUUUUUUUAAAAAAAAAAUGCCACUAAAAAGGACGCCACCAAAGUCGCCAAAUGUGUCUACCUUAGACGUACAUCCGCUGCAGACACACAGUCAGUCCGACCCUGCUAUAUGUAUGACAUACAAGCCUGAAACCCUAACAACUAAAAAUACUCAGAGGAUUAGGAGAAAAAGAGAUCGAUCGGCGGAUCAAUCAGACCUUGACGAUUUUAAAAACACUAUCAUGAAUGUACUCAAGGACUUGCAAACAACUGUAAGUGAAAUCAAAGAGCAAAACGUAAAACUUCAAGAGUCUGUGGACUUUACGGCACACAAAUACGAUGAAAUAUUGACAAAAAUGAAAGAAAUGGAGGAGGAGAGAAAAGAAGAUAAAUUUAAUAAAAAUAAUAGUAACAACAAAUUAAACACAGAACACCUUCAGAUAAAAGGGCCUAAAAUACCUAUUUACUUUUCAGAAAAUUUAUCUACUAAAACCAAACGCCUUUAUUACUUAGCAAGAGAAUUUGCCGCCUAUGAAAAGUACAAGUUCUGUUGGACUACACACGGAAAAGUUUACUUAAGAAAAGAGGAAGGGACUCCGCUCUAUCGGAUUAAUUCAGAAGAGGAUAUAAACAAACUCAAGCUGGAAAAGUGACUAUAUAAUGGUUUAAAUAAAAUUCAUCGGUUCAUGUCUAUUUUACAAUUUUGUGUCAUAAAUGUAAUUUGUGUCUUCAUUCAUCAAAGGUAUUUUUAUGUAUUUUGGUACAACACCAUUGUGAUUUCCUCGACUAAUAUUUCUUAUCAGAAAUACCACACACCCACACAAACGAAACACACCAAACAAUUCUAUAAUACUCAAAUAUUAUGUACAUGCGCAACCCCGUAUUAUGAUUACACAAAAGCAAACUUCACUUACAUCACUCCAUCGAUCCACUACUACAUACAAUCAAAUAGUCCAAUAAUUAUGUUUUGUUGUCCUUUAUUAGAUUAUGGGUUAUUUCAGAAAAUAAAAUUUCUCUUUGUAAGACUAAAAAAUCCAUCGGAACAAGAUACUACUAAUAUCAAAUACCAAAAUUCGAUUUUCUAAAUAACGCUGUAAGUACUGAUCUUGACAAUUUUAUAGAUACAGAGUGCAUUAGAGCAUCUGAUCCCUCACUUUGUAAUUCUAUUUUACGAUGUACACGAGGAGAACAAGAUUCACUAAGCAUAUUGACAGUAAAUAUAAGAAGCAUUAACCAUAACUUUGAUCCGUUCCUAGUUUUCAUAUCUCAACUUAAAUUCCAAAUAGAUAUAAUUGUCCUAACAGAGUGUUGGCUUGACGAAAAUAGUGAACCCCCUAAAAUU